Messenger RNA from Acaulospora morrowiae, 753 nucleotides. NCBI's taxonomy places the organism in Eukaryota, Fungi, Glomeromycota, Glomeromycetes, Diversisporales, Acaulosporaceae. The record is from the annotation of a GenBank genome assembly.
AUGCAAGUUCAAGAGUUCGUACGUAUCAAAGGAGAGUUAAGUGUCACGUUAGGAAGAAGGUUCGAGUUGUUCUGUGCGGAGUUGUUAGUUGAAUAUUUCGAAGAGUUAGGUGUAGGAAUUACACAUGUCGGAGGACCCAGUGACAAAGGAAGAGACAUUAUCAUAGAAGUUUGUGGUUAUAGAGGAGUGAUACAGUGCAAAGCUUAUUUUUGUCAGAAUAUAGAACGGAGACAUAUCGAUGAGUUUAGGAAGGUUGUCAAAGAUGGAUGUUUUGAUUUUGGAGUUUUUGUUGGGGUUUCUGAGAGAAGAAUCAGUGUUUCGGCAUAUUCAUCGGCUGCGAGAUCAGAAUGUGAUACUAUCGUCACAACUUAUAGAAACAUGUGCCGAGAUAUCAAGAACUUGAUCGCUGGUCGAUUAAAGCAAAAAUAUCGUGUCUUAGAAAAUAGAUUGGGGCUGGAACAGUUGGCAAAAGAAAGUGAAAAUCGAUUUGCGAAAUUGGAGCAGAAGCAAACCCAGAUUAUUACUAAUGAACAGGAAGUAUCCCUUGCAAAAAAUAUUUCAUCACUUAUUGAAGAUCAGUCCAAUAAAGAUAAUGAUAUUACUCUCAAUCUCAUGUACAAACAUAACUCAACCCAGACCCAAAGGAGUAAUUUUAAAUUUUUAACUGAUUUUGAAUUAUCUAUUACUUCUUUGCCGCAAGAUAUUAUUGAUGACAAUUUAGCUAAGACUCAAGAUUUUAUAGAAAGAAUAUAA